AAACUCGUUCGGAAACUAACUUUGUGAUCGAUUUUACAAAUUAAAUUUAAUACAAAAAAAUAACUUGUGAACUUUAACAAGUUAAAUCUUUCGUGUCGUUAAAUAAUGUUUAAUGUUAUGUACUUUAAUUAAUAUUGAUUUUUAACUUUGAAUAAUUGAGUUGUUAGCAAUAAUGACGGAAAUUUUGCGAGCCCUAAUAAAUGCUUCAGAAAGGGCUGCACUGGUGGCAAGGUCUUGUUGCAAUAGCGAUAAUAAAAAUGAUCUGCUUGUUGCUGAGAAAUCUGAUGGAGAAGCAAACGCUCGUUUUGAAAAAGAUUAUAAAACCAUAGCUGAUGUGUUAGCACAAGAAUGUAUAAGAAAAACAUUAGUUACCAAGUUCCCGGAAUUAACUGGUCAUGUUCGAGGUGAAGAAUGCUGUGAAAUUGGUGGAACGUCGAUCAAACUAGCAGACACUGUUGAUGAAACAGCAGAACUUCUCACUUCACUUGUACACCCAAGUCUUGCAAAGCGUAUGGCCGUGGCUGCCCACUCUGAUACAAAACAUCCACUGCACUACCAGUUGCCAUCUGAUCUUCCUGACGUUGAUGUCAGUGACUUGGGAAUUUGGAUUGAUCCCAUAGAUGCCACAGCAGAGUUCAUUGCAGGAAUAAAUGGUACAGCAGCUUUGAAUAAGGGACUCCAGGUUGUCACUGUUUUGAUUGGGGCAUACAGGAGAUCCACUGGAGAGCCAGUCAUUGGUGUUAUCAAUCAACCUUUUUUCAAUAGUAGUCAGGGUCGUCUUCUUUGGGGUAUUUGUUAUGAAGGUGUUAAGAGAUGGGGUGGACACAAUGUUGAGAACUUUGAUCUUGGUACUGCUGGAAUUUACAUGAGCUCUGCAGAAGAUCCACUUAUAAGGAAGACUUUUAUGACGAUUUGCAACAUCACAGAUGCCGCUGGUGCUGGCAACAAACUUCUUGGAGUUGCUUUGGGUGAUGCCAUUGCAUACAUUUUAUCUAAGAGUACAACAUUCUUAUGGGAUACCUGUGGCCCACAUGCGAUACUCAAAGCAAGAGGUGGUGAUGUAAUAUCAUUUGAUACACAUGCUUCAAUACAGUACAAUGUACCCAACAGCAGUGACCCCCAACAAUUUUGUAAUGCAGGUGGUAUCAUAGCCUAUGGUGACAGUGACCAAUGCGUAAAUUCAAACCUUAGGGAUAUUAAGAAUAUUAUAUUAAAAACACUUGCUAACCGCAAGUAAUUUGAUAGAAUCUAUUUGUUGUUAGUAAUAAUUUAGUAUACAACAUUACAUAUUAUUCCAUUAUUUAUGAUGUCUUCUACAUAUAUUAAUUUAACAAUAUCAGUAUAAAUGUUGUAUUUGUUGUUGUACUAUUAUUGUGGUAUUUGUUGUACGAAUUGUAAAUUUAUUUUCUUAAUAUUAAAUGUUCCUACAUUUAAUUUAAGAUAAUUUAGCUAAGUAUUGUUAUUAAUGCAUUUAAUUUAUAUUUUAACUAACAUUGAAAAUGUAAGUUACUUUUUUGAUCUCAAUUUCUGUCUGUCUAGUCAUGAAUAUAUU
Molecule: messenger RNA, 1552 nt
Organism: Ostrinia furnacalis (Asian corn borer)
Lineage: Eukaryota; Metazoa; Arthropoda; Insecta; Lepidoptera; Crambidae
Gene: Ipp
Product: inositol polyphosphate 1-phosphatase
Exons: 5
Coding region: 173-1237 (354 amino acids)
Molecular function (GO): inositol-1,4-bisphosphate 1-phosphatase activity
Source: RefSeq, a predicted model, not a curated record